Messenger RNA from Cryptomeria japonica (Japanese cedar), 1788 nucleotides. RefSeq names its product D-aminoacyl-tRNA deacylase. The coding region runs from base 58 to 1260 and encodes 400 amino acids. The transcript is spliced from 10 exons. The record is from RefSeq and is a predicted model, not a curated record. Gene Ontology annotation, molecular function: D-aminoacyl-tRNA deacylase activity. NCBI's taxonomy places the organism in Eukaryota, Viridiplantae, Streptophyta, Pinopsida, Cupressales, Cupressaceae.
GUUGGGAAAGAAACCACUGGCUCCACAAGAAUCUGGAAAUUGAAACCGUUGGAUACAAUGCGCAAAGGGGCAGCUUUGAAAGACAUUCACCCCCUCCUACAAUUUCUUAAGGUACCAUUUUUAAACGUUACGCAUAGCGUGUACACCAAGCAUUUCAUUUCCAGUUCAUUGAAAGUAGACACACAAGCCUACGUGAGAGAUUUUUCCCGGACUCGUUCUCAACUGAGGUGGAUUGAUAGAAAAAUGGUGACACUGGUGGUAGCAACAACAUGCGAUCCAGCUUCCAUAGGACCCGCUUCAGCUCUUCUCCAAAUGUCUUCUGAAUGGCGCCCUGGCCCUCUCUUGCAGGAUAUUCCGUCCUUUAUCAAUGGAAGAGUUCGUCUACUGAAGCAUGAUCAGAGCAUUGUAAAGGAGGAUGACUUGGAUAUGCGUUGGGAGGAGUUCACUGGGGAGACUGUAGAUGAAAUAAUAUUCCUGAGCAAGCAUACAGCUGUUUCAAACCGGCCUGCUCUUACAGUUCAUCCAAUAGGUGUACCACAUUUGCAAUCAUAUGAAGAGUGUGUUGCUGGAGGAAAGCCUGGUUGGGCAGGUUUGCCUUGUCCUCGAAUAGGGGCUUGGUAUAGGCUGUUGCAAGCAGUUGCUGAAAAGCAAGCCCUUACACCAGAGUUUGAGAUCACACUUGAAGCCACUCAUCAUGGACCUGUAGUCAGUAAACCAACAAUGUUCGUAGAGAUUGGUUGUCAAAAAAAUUUCAGCAAUCGACAAGGUUGUGACAAUCUCACAUUUUACCGCUUCAAAGGCAGUACUGAAGAAUACUGGAAGAGGCAAGAUGCUGCACAUACUGUUGCAUUGGUUGUAUGGCAAGGGCUAGGGCUGGAUGGAGGUAGUGGUGUGGGAAAUUGGACUGAAGCCCAAAAAGGGAAGAAAGUACUUGUUGGGAUAGGGGGUGGACAUUACGUUCCUCGGCAUAUGGAUAUUGUGCGGAAAGAAGAUGUUUGGGUAGGCCAUCUAUUAUCAGGAUAUUCCUUACCUAUGGAAGAACCGAGUUUGAAAAAAAAGGAAUAUGAUGUGAAUGAAAUAGGUGGAUCGUGGAAACAAGCAAUUAGUGUGGCAGUUGCAACAACACAAGAAGCGUUUUCAGGAGGAAAGGUCCUUGUACACAUUGAUAAUAAGAGCUUCAAAGGUUGGCAACGGAGUGUUCUCUCACAAUUUUUGUCACAAGAAGGCAUACAAAUUGGCAAGCCUGAUGAUUUUAUCUAAUCCUUGGCACAUUUGCGGUCAAUGCCUAUUCAACCUUAGAUUCAUUUGCUGAAUCUUGAAUGAGGAUAUUUGUCAGCAUGGAACAACUUCUAUUCAGUGUACUAGAUCGGGGUCUUCUUAUAGCAAAUAUCUAUCUACAGCAAUGCAUUCCAUUAAAUUUUUGGAAUGUUUAAGAAUCUAUAUAAUUUAUUAUGGACGUACAUUAUAUUCUAUCCAAAGCUGACAUCUAACUUUAUUCAAGUGCCCCAUGAAAUUCUAUUCAUUGUAAUUUGUGCCCGUUACUUGCAAAUUCAUACCUCUUGAAAAUAGGCGUAUGUCAUUUUUCAUGGAUGUUCUAUGGCCUGAAACUAUAUCACAACAUUUUUAUAAUAAUUAUGUUCUACAAAUGUCUGAAUUCUUGAAAAUCCAAUCCAAAGUUUCAUGACACGAGUGCUGGAUGUCUUGAAGCCCCUUCCAUGGUAAUGUAAUAAUAUUCACAAUAUUUUUACAAUGGCUUUGAUGAUGAAGAAUGAAUGGCAAAUUUUGGCA